Molecule: messenger RNA, 1557 nt
Organism: Jaculus jaculus (lesser Egyptian jerboa)
Lineage: Eukaryota; Metazoa; Chordata; Mammalia; Rodentia; Dipodidae
Gene: Tbx22
Product: T-box transcription factor 22
Exons: 8
Coding region: 1-1557 (518 amino acids)
Biological process (GO): regulation of transcription by RNA polymerase II; cell fate specification; positive regulation of DNA-templated transcription
Cellular component (GO): nucleus
Molecular function (GO): DNA-binding transcription factor activity, RNA polymerase II-specific; RNA polymerase II cis-regulatory region sequence-specific DNA binding
Source: RefSeq, a predicted model, not a curated record
AUGGCUCUGAGCUCUCGAGCGCACGCCUUUUCAGUGGAGGCCUUGAUGGGGAGACCCAGCAAAAGAAAACUUCAAGACCCAAGAGAGGAGUUGCAGCCCGAGCGGUCUGAGAAAGAGGGCAUAGAGAACGUGGAGAAGCCAAGCGGUGCUGCGGGGAAGAGCGAGCCGGCAGAAAAGAGACCCAAGGCAGAGUCUUCAAAUACUUCUUUCUCUGGCUCUGGCGGCGAUAGCAACAGCCACGAAAGCCUGCAAGAAAAAGAUGCUGUCCAAGUGGAGCUUCAAGGAUCGGACCUGUGGAAGAGAUUCCACGACAUUGGAACCGAAAUGAUUAUUACCAAGGCGGGCAGGAGAAUGUUUCCCUCAGUUCGGGUCAAGGUGAAAGGGCUGGACCCAGGGAAGCAGUACUAUGUGGCCAUGGACGUAGUGCCUGUGGAUUCAAAACGCUAUAGAUAUGUUUAUCACAGCUCACAGUGGAUGGUGGCUGGGAAUACUGACCAUUCCUGCAUCAUUCCAAGAUUUUAUAUCCACCCGGACUCGCCCUGCUCUGGAGAGACGUGGAUGAGGCAAAUCAUCAGCUUUGAUCGUGUGAAACUCACCAACAAUGAGAUGGACGAGAAGGGCCAUAUCAUUCUACAGUCCAUGCAUAAGUACAAGCCCCGGGUGCACGUAAUGGAGCAUGACAGCAAGGUUGACCUAUCCAGGAUUCAGUCACUUCCCACUGAAGGAGUUAAAUCAUUCUCCUUUAAGGAAACUGAAUUUACCACAGUGACAGCUUACCAAAAUCAGCAGAUUACCAAACUGAAAAUAGACAGGAAUCCUUUUGCUAAAGGAUUUAGAGAUCCAGGAAGAAACAGGGGUGUAUUGGAUGGGCUUUUAGAGACUUACCAAUGGAGGCCUUCUUUCACUGUGGAUUUUAAAACUUUUGUUGCAGACACACAAAGUAGAAGUAGUGGUUCAUCUCCAGUGACCUCUAGUGGAGGGGCUCCCUCUCCUUUGAACUCCUUACUGUCUCCGUCUUGUUCUCCACCUACAUUUCACAUACCUACAAGCUCCUUUGGAAUGACCUAUCCAGAGGCAUAUCUGCACAAUAUCAACUUUCCUCUUUGCUACAAGAUUUGUCAAACUAAUUUUUGGCGACCACAGACUUUUGUCUUGCCUGCCCGUGAAAGCCUAACAAGCUAUAGCAGCUCUCAGUCUUUACCCCCAGUAAUGAUGGAUAUGCCCAUGGUAUCUUCGAUGGGGGUCAACAAUUCCAAGAGUGAAUCACCUGACGACUUCAAUGAACACUGUCUACAGGCAUCUCAUUCUGCUAAUCAAAUGUUAUAUGGAUUACAGUCACCUGGAAACAUUUUCCAGCCAAAUUUCAUUGGCCCAGAAGCACUCAAUUGUUCUUUUCAUCCAUCUUAUGGCUUUUAUAGAUACAACAAUUUCUCUAUACCACCUAAACUGGUAAAUGCUGCUGACCAUCUAAAUGGGAAUGACAACAAUCAAACAUCUUUUAAGAAAGGCAAAUGUAAUCAUACCCAUUGGGAUCCAGCAAUAAACCAUUGCCUCUAA